UGUGUGUUUGUGUGUGUGUACAGGUGUGUGUUUUCCCACCACCCGAUAUAUUUCUCCCUGUGUAAGUGAUAUGUGACACACACUCUCUUUCAGAAUGUCGAUUCUUCUGUUCACCGUCUUGCUUCUCCUGGCUACAGGAUCACAAGGAUCUUCUGAAGCCUUCAGGAAGCCCGAGUGCAGUGAAAUGGCAGAAAUUAUGGCGUGUCCUUUAAACUUUUCUCCGGUUUGCGGCACCGAUGGAAACACUUACGCCAACGAGUGUGGCCUGUGUGUGCAGAGACUGAACACCAAAGCAGACAUCCAAAUCGCUCGAGACGGCGGCUGCUGAAGCUGUUUAGUGAUGCUACAUUUAUCAUUCUCCUAUUAAAGAAUGUGUGAUGGAUCA
Molecule: messenger RNA, 385 nt
Organism: Silurus meridionalis
Lineage: Eukaryota; Metazoa; Chordata; Actinopteri; Siluriformes; Siluridae
Gene: spink4
Product: serine peptidase inhibitor, Kazal type 4
Exons: 4
Coding region: 95-328 (77 amino acids)
Molecular function (GO): protein binding; serine-type endopeptidase inhibitor activity
Source: RefSeq, a predicted model, not a curated record